Molecule: messenger RNA, 420 nt
Organism: Pistacia vera
Lineage: Eukaryota; Viridiplantae; Streptophyta; Magnoliopsida; Sapindales; Anacardiaceae
Product: DNA polymerase eta-like
Exons: 4
Coding region: 1-420 (139 amino acids)
Biological process (GO): response to radiation; error-prone translesion synthesis
Cellular component (GO): replication fork; site of double-strand break; nucleus
Molecular function (GO): DNA-directed DNA polymerase activity
Source: RefSeq, a predicted model, not a curated record
AUGCCAGUGGCGAAACCACAAUCUUCUGAUGCCAGAAUCAUCGGUCACGUCGACAUGGACUGCUUCUACGUUCAAGUGGAGCAGAGAAAGCAACCGCAUUUAAGGGGUUUACCUUCUGCUAUGGUGCAGUUCAAUGAGUGGAAAGAUGGGGCCCUGAUAGCUGUUAGCUUUGAGGCCCGGAAAUAUGGUGUAAAAAAUGCAUUAGAUUCAAAUAUCUUGUGCUUGAUUUUCCGUUCAAUGAGAGGUGUUGAGGCAGAGGAAGUUUGUCCGCAAAUUGAGCUAGUCCAAGUCCCUGUAGCCCACGGUAAAGCUGAUCUGAUUACAUAUCGGAAUGCAUUGUGGUCUUUUCUUUCAAGGAACGGUCGUUGUGAGAGGGCUUCUAUUGAUAAAGUGUAUCUCGAUCUUAUUGAUGCUGCAUAA